UUGUGCUUGCAAUUGCCGGAGCAAGAAAUUUGUUGUAGUCGAAUUAUGGAGUCUUCAGAAUGUUCUUACGAUAAUAAGAAGUGCGUGUGGUCUGGUCCGAAGUCACCGUUGUUCCACGAUUUUAAUUGCUCCGUGGGCGAUAUUAUUUAUAGAAAUUUGAAGAAUUAUCCAAGCAAAGUUUGCCAAGUGUCGGAUAUUGACGGCCGCGAAGUUACCAAUCGUGAACUACUAACCUGGUCUACACGUCUGGCGCUACAUUUCAAGAAAAUGGGUCUACGACACGAUGAUGUCAUCGGCAUUGUGGCAAAAAACACCACCUAUACAAGCUCUGUUGCGGUCGGCUGCUUUAUGAACUGUACGCCAUUCCAUGCCGUAAACUCGGGUUUGGAUAAAGAUACAAUCUGUCAUGUCUUCCAAAUCACUAAACCGAAAAUAAUUUUUUGUGAUGGCGAAUAUUAUGAGAAAUUACACGAAGCCACUCGUUUGUUAAAUCCAUUAUUCUACACGCUUACUGGACAUAUUGAGGGCGUUGCCACAGUCGAAGACUUGUUGAGUCCUAUGCCAAAUGAAGAUCAUUAUAAGCCUGAGCCCUUCGUGUUGGGCGGUGAGCAGACGGUAGCAAUACUUUGUUCAUCUGGCACAACGGGUGUACCCAAGUGUGUAUGUGUGUCAAGACAUACCUUGAACAUGGAUGAAUUAUGUGUAACCAGCGAAGAUGUCAUCUUCUCGAACAGCGGUUUGGAUUGGAUAUCAGGUGUUAACUUCACGUUACUCUCUGCGACCAGGAGUUGUAAACGGGUAAUUACCAAUAAACCCUACACCCCAGAAUAUAUGAUUGCGUUGGUGAAGAAACACAAAAUCUCUUUCGUAUUUGGUGCACCACGUCAUGUUUCCGCUUUGGUCGCUUGCCCAGCUGCCACCAUAGAUAACUUGCACUCCGUUCAGUCUUUCUUAACUGGGGGUGGCUCCAUUAGUCAAUCGACUAUGCUACAACUGAGAGGUUUACUUAAAAACGGCAAAGUAAUUUAUGCUUAUGGCUGUACCGAAUCGGGCUUUAUAUCGUUGAACUCGGAUGAUAAAUAUCCCACCUCUGUAGGAAAAUUAAGUUAUGGCGUUAAGGCACGUAUUGUUGACGAUGAGGGMAAUAAUUUGCCACGGAACGAAGUUGGUGAGAUUYURGUGAAYAAKGGACAUAUUUGGAGUGGWUAUUAUGGWAAUCCAAUUGAGACGAAACGUGURCAAGAUUCAGAUGGCUGGUUACAUACUGGGGAUCUCGGUUAUUUCGAUGAUAAUCAUUUGCUUUAUAUAGUCGAUCGCAAAAAGGAUAUAAUGAAAUAUGAGGGAAUGCAAUAUUGGCCAGGCGAAAUAGAGCGGGUGAUCAACGAAUUGCCGCAGGUGGGGGAUGUGUGCGUUGUUGGUGUGUAUGACGAGAGGCAUGGAGAUGCGGCCGGUGCAAUAGUGGUGCUUCGCCAAGGUGCYSAACUUACGAUAGGGCAAGUAAAGGAUCAUGUCAGAAAACGCUUACCAGUAGAUUAUAAACAACUGCAUGCUGGAGUAAUUUUCAUCGAUCGCCUGCCGCAAAAUGCCAAUGGAAAGACACUCAAACGAGAGGCGAGAGGUUUAUUUGAAGUAAAGUGAAAUUAUGAGGAUGUUAAGAGAUAUACCUAUAUAGGUAACAUUUCAAUAAAAUUAUAGAUAUAAAGAAAAUAUAUAUUCUAUAUGCAUAUCAGAAUGAGUAGUUUAAUAAAGAUUUUGGUGGAUAUACUAUAUAUAUUUAUGUAGGAUUA
Messenger RNA from Bactrocera latifrons, 1787 nucleotides. Its product is annotated as 4-coumarate--CoA ligase 1-like. The record is from RefSeq and is a predicted model, not a curated record. Gene Ontology annotation, molecular function: long-chain fatty acid-CoA ligase activity. NCBI's taxonomy places the organism in Eukaryota, Metazoa, Arthropoda, Insecta, Diptera, Tephritidae. The transcript has 5 exons. Gene Ontology annotation, biological process: fatty-acyl-CoA biosynthetic process; long-chain fatty acid metabolic process. Bases 46 to 1638 code for a protein of 530 amino acids.